UUGUCAAAUGAUAUACAUGCAGAUCUCAAUUACUUUUGUUUAGAUGUCUGUCAAAAUGGUGGCCCUUAUGGUAUUGAUAAUUUCGUUAUUAUCGUAUUCACAGGCGGCUACUACAAAACCGGUACCAUUACCUUCGAGAUAGCAAUAUGGGUAGUAAAAUUACAUGUAUUUGCAAUCUCAGUAUGUGGACGAUGUCUACCUCGUGCAGUUACCCUAACCCCAGCUGAUGGAACGCCAGGUUCAAUAACUCCUGUAAUCAAAAUGCUGCCUAAUGAUAAACGAGGAUGUAGGCAAAUGUAUGUGAUUUGCAACACUCCUAGCGGAUACACCAAAUCGAAUAUGGUGAUGAAUGAAGAAACCAGCUACCCACUUGUUGGAAAGAACGUCAGAGCUCUCAUUACCUGCUUCAAGGGUUCAUGGCAUGCUGAUCUAGGCGGGUCUUACAUGUGA
Strongylus vulgaris is the source of this 450-nucleotide messenger RNA. The record is from the annotation of a GenBank genome assembly. NCBI's taxonomy places the organism in Eukaryota, Metazoa, Nematoda, Chromadorea, Rhabditida, Strongylidae.